Molecule: messenger RNA, 609 nt
Organism: Elephantulus edwardii (Cape elephant shrew)
Lineage: Eukaryota; Metazoa; Chordata; Mammalia; Macroscelidea; Macroscelididae
Product: ubiquitin-conjugating enzyme E2 K-like
Exons: 2
Coding region: 1-609 (202 amino acids)
Biological process (GO): protein polyubiquitination; proteasome-mediated ubiquitin-dependent protein catabolic process
Cellular component (GO): nucleus
Molecular function (GO): ubiquitin conjugating enzyme activity; protein binding
Source: RefSeq, a predicted model, not a curated record
AUGGGUUGCAGUUGGUUCUUUCCUCUCCCUGCCCGGGGCCCGGGGGCUGGACGGGCUCGCCGGCGGGAGACGAGCAAAAAUCAAAUUAAAGUAGAUCUUGUAGAUGAGAAUUUUACAGAAUUAAGAGGAGAAAUAGCAGGACCUCCAGACACACCAUAUGAAGGAAGAAGACACCAACUAGAGAUAAAAAUACCAGAAACAUAUCCAUUUAAUUCCCCUAAGGUCCGGUUUAUCACUAAAAUAUGGCAUCCUGAUAUUAGUUCCGCCACAGGGGUUAUUUGUUUGGAUAUUCUGAAAGAUCAAUGGGCAGCAGCAAUGACUCUUCGUACGGUAUUACUGUCAUUGCAAGCACUAUUGGCAGCUGCAGAACCAGAUGAUCCACAAGAUGCAGUAGCAGCAAAUCAGUACAAACAGAAUCCUGAGAUGUUCAAACAGACGGCUCGACUUUGGGCACAUGUGUCUGCUGGAGCACCAGUUUCUAGUCCAGAAUACACCAAAAAAAUAGAAAAUCGAUAUGCUAUGGGCGUUGAUAGGAAUGCAGUAAUAGUGGCCUUGUCUUCAAAAUCAUGGGAUGUAGAGACUGCAACAGAAUUGCUUCUGAGUAACUGA